AUGAGAAGCAUUAAGAUAUUAUUAAUUAUAUUCCUACUAUGCAUCUUGAUUGCAAUUGGAAUAGUUGUAUAUGAAAUAAGAGAAGAGAUAAGUAAAAGUGAAAGUGAAACUAGCAGCGAGGCGUAUGAUAGCACAGCAAAUACUAUAAUAAAGCCAUCUACCAGUGCUCAAAAAAACCUCGAUCCAUCCACACAACAGAACAAAAAACAAGCUACACCAAUAGUAGCGCCUGGUGUUGUUACUAUCAAUCCACAUCCUUAUAUGGUUAAUAAACCCAUUGAUGAUAAAGUGGUGCCGACAACAUUAGCCACUUCUAAAGUAGGAGUAUCCAAUAGAUGCACUUUAAACAGUACAUCGUCAUUGGGCAAUGUUUCUACUAAAGAAAAUCAUGGUAAUAUUCACGAUUUGGAUUCUAAAAAAUCAAAAGAGAAAACUCAAUGUAUCCAGUCCCCAGUAAAUGUUGAGAAAGAUGAUUUGGCUAAAAAGGCAGCUGCACCUACAAAAUCCACAGCCAGUGGAAGCAGAUUGUAUCCACGGUUAGAGGAUGAUAUUAAUGACGAAAGAGUUUCUAUAGAUUCUUCGCCAAAAUAUACAGAACCCACUACUGUUUAUGCACAUAAACCAACACAAUUAAGUGCAGAGCCUGUUACUUCACAUGCUGCAUUAGGCUUGGAUGGCCAGCAGACUACAUCCCUAUCUAGAGGAAUAGAUGCUGCCUCUAGUAUAACUAAAGAAAAAGAAAAGGAGGAACAAAAAGACUCUAGCAGUUCACCAAAGUUAAAAAAAGAAAAUGGCUUACAACAGACUGCUCGUAUAAAUGAGGAAGAAGAAGAAGAAGAAAAGAAAAAGAAAGAAGAGGAAGAAAAGCAUCCAGAGUCUAAUGCAUCGCCAUUUGAAAUAAUUGAUCCUGUUAACGGGCCUGUGCCAGUUGAUGAAGAAAAAGCAGUUGCAACCAUCAUUACGCCACCUGCUGCAGACCAGAGAUCUAAUUUUACAUCAGGUAUUUCUGCGGAAGAAGAGGGGUCUAAUGCAUCAUCAUUUGAAAUAAUUGAUUCUAAUGAUGAAUCUAGAUCCAUUGAGGAGAUAAAAGCAGUUUCCACCACCACACCACCUGCUGCAGGCCAGAGCUCUGGUUCUACACCGGCUAUUUUGGUGGAAGAAGAAGUAAAGAACGAAGAGCAUUUAGAGGGUAUAGAGAAAUCAUUUGAAAUGAUUGGUUCUAAUCUAGAUGGUGACACAGCAGAAGAAAAAGAACUGGUUGGUAUGCUAAAUGCUAUUGCUAAAUUAAACCCAGACUUACCAAAAGUAAACUAUUCUAAUGACACAGAAAUUAUUAAUGCAAUUAUUAAGAACAAAGAUGUGGUUGUAAUUAAAAAACAAGACGAUUUUUAUAUAAACAAAUCUUUUCUACAAAUCACACUAUGGGAAGUGCUAAACAGCGUUGCUAAUGGAGAGACAUCACAUCAGUAUUUAAUUACGAGCCAUACAGAAACAACAGUUAUUAUUUCUUAUCCUAAAGAAGUUCAGCAGAAUCCAAUCAUAGAGCACGCUCUGCUAAGAUAUUAUGGAAAUCCAUCAAUAAGCAUGUAUUCUUUAACACUUGAAGGAUUUGAAUUUGCAGCAAAUGCUUCUAUUUUCAACAAAUAUAGUAUUUUUGAUAAAAUAAUCACACUUAUACUCGCCGAAACCCGCAUUUGCUCUAGUACAUUAGCCCAAUUAGGCGAGCGCUCAGAUAUAAUCAGGUUGAAUAUUUGCAAGAACACAGUUAUAGACUUUGAUUCUAAGUUAGAUCUAGGCACAUCAAAAAUAUUUAUUGUAGAAAUAGAUGGAAUAGAUGGAAAGUGCAUAGAUCCAUUGUUAAUUGGAUUAGACGCAAUGAAUGGGAUGAGUGAAAUAUCUAUAAGCAACAUUGACUUUAUGAGCACGUCUUCACUUAACAAUAUAACAAAGCUGAGUGAAGUAUUCAAAUUUGUUCUCCAAAAUAUAGUUUUUGAAGGUUCGCCAGACUUCUCCUUUCUUAGAAAAAUGGAUAAACUUUCUAUUUUAACUAUGAAUAAUAUUUUCUAUUCGUAUACAAAUGAAUUUAAAAUAGAAGACUUGGAUAGAAUUAAGCAGAAUCCAGAAGAAUACUUAAGAAUAACAGCCGAGCCAGAAGACUCUUCUGCACAGAAACAAAUAGAAUUAAACAAGUCAGACGAUAUAGUAAGAAAAAACAAAGCACUUGGUGAGUCUAUUUCUCCUAAAUUGGUUAAUGUAGACAGCAAGUUAUACAAUGAUUUAGGACUAUGUAAAUUAAAAAGCAAAGAAGAUAAUAAUUUAUAUAACAUUAUGAAUAUUCAAUUAGCACCUAAAUCAUUGGAUGGUAAGCAAAUGCCAACUAAAUUUAGAUUUAGCUUAUUAAGAACCCGAAUUAACGUGUGGCUCUCUUCUGGUGAUUCAGAGAUUCAAGAUGUAAUUGAUUAUCUUAAAUGCAUUGACUUUCCAUUCACAUGGGAAACAACUAUAAAAGAAAUCAAUUUGAUUAAUCGCUUUAUGAUAUCGAAUGAUUGUGGAAUGAUGGAAACGAUUUCUGAUAGGUUAUUUAAGUAUGCAGAGCACAAUAAGAUUAAGAAAAUCACAGUUUCUUCCAUAUUUCCUUCCACUCCAAUGGAUAUGUACAGAGUUGUUAUGUUUAAUAGCAAAAUGCCUACUCUUAAAGAAAUGACUCUAUCUAAGAUUAAACUAACACCAACUAAAACAUCUGCCCAAAACGAUGAUGAGAAAAAAGCAUUGGAAUCUUACUGCACUUUUAUUGAAAAAGAUUCUUCUUAUAAAGAACUUCAUUUUGUAAAAAAUGGAAAUAUUAUGAAAAUAGAGCAAAAACCAAAAAAAUAGAGCAGUUAAUAUCAAACUAUUUUAUCAAAACACGGUAUAAAACAGAAGUGUGUCUUUAGUCUGUAUUAUAUAACUAUAACAAAUACCCAGCCAUUUUAGAUAAGCUACAGCUUAAAACAUUAUCAUUAUUAGAUAAUAGAAAUAAAUCGGC
This is a messenger RNA of Nematocida parisii ERTm1, 3025 nucleotides long. RefSeq lists its product as uncharacterized. The transcript has a single exon. NCBI's taxonomy places the organism in Eukaryota, Fungi, Microsporidia. The coding region runs from base 1 to 2874 and encodes 957 amino acids. The record is from RefSeq and is a predicted model, not a curated record.